Molecule: messenger RNA, 1260 nt
Organism: Orycteropus afer afer
Lineage: Eukaryota; Metazoa; Chordata; Mammalia; Tubulidentata; Orycteropodidae
Gene: SYT2
Product: synaptotagmin 2
Exons: 8
Coding region: 1-1260 (419 amino acids)
Biological process (GO): regulation of calcium ion-dependent exocytosis; calcium ion-regulated exocytosis of neurotransmitter; regulation of dopamine secretion
Cellular component (GO): dense core granule; axon; synaptic vesicle membrane
Molecular function (GO): clathrin binding; calcium-dependent phospholipid binding; syntaxin binding
Source: RefSeq, a predicted model, not a curated record
AUGAGGAACAUCUUCAAGAGGAACCAGGAGCCCAUUGUGCCUCCUGCCACCACCACUGCCACAAUGCCAGUUGUCCCUGUAGACAACUCCACCGAGAGUGGGGGCACUGGAGAGAGCAAGGAGGACAUGUUUGCCAAGCUGAAGGAGAAGUUCUUCAAUGAGAUCAACAAGAUUCCCUUACCACCCUGGGCACUGAUCGCCAUUGCUGUGGUCGCUGGCCUCCUGCUCCUCACCUGUUGCUUCUGCAUUUGUAAGAAGUGCUGCUGCAAGAAGAAGAAGAACAAGAAAGAGAAGGGCAAAGGCAUGAAGAACGCCAUGAACAUGAAGGACAUGAAAGGGGGUCAGGAUGAUGACGAGGCAGAGGGAGGCCUGACCGAGGGAGAAGGUGAGGGAGAGGAAGAGAAAGAGCCAGAGAACCUGGGCAAACUGCAGUUUUCCCUGGACUAUGAUUUCCAGGCCAACCAGCUUACAGUGGGCGUUCUGCAGGCUGCGGAACUGCCUGCCUUGGACAUGGGAGGCACGUCUGACCCUUACGUCAAAGUCUUCCUCCUUCCAGACAAGAAGAAGAAAUAUGAGACCAAAGUCCAUCGGAAGACACUGAACCCUGCCUUCAAUGAAACCUUCACCUUCAAGGUACCAUACCAGGAGCUGGGGGGCAAAACCCUAGUGAUGGCCAUCUAUGACUUUGACCGCUUCUCCAAACAUGACAUCAUCGGAGAGGUGAAGGUGCCCAUGAAUACAGUGGACCUUGGCCAGCCCAUCGAGGAGUGGAGAGAUCUGCAAGGCGGGGAGAAAGAAGAGCCAGAGAAGCUGGGAGACAUCUGCACCUCCCUGCGCUAUGUGCCCACUGCUGGGAAGCUCACUGUCUGCAUCCUGGAGGCCAAGAACCUGAAGAAGAUGGAUGUCGGGGGCCUUUCAGAUCCCUAUGUGAAGAUUCACCUGAUGCAGAACGGCAAGAGGCUCAAGAAGAAGAAGACGACGGUGAAGAAGAAGACCCUGAACCCCUACUUUAAUGAGUCUUUCAGCUUUGAGAUCCCUUUCGAGCAGAUUCAGAAAGUCCAAGUAGUGGUCACUGUGCUGGACUAUGACAAGCUGGGCAAGAAUGAAGCCAUUGGCAAGAUCUUUGUGGGCAGCAACGCCACGGGCACAGAGCUGCGGCACUGGUCCGACAUGCUGGCCAACCCCCGGAGGCCCAUUGCUCAGUGGCACUCACUCAAGCCUGAGGAAGAGGUGGAUGCCCUUCUGGGCAAGAACAAGUAG